UUACAAGCAUUUCAUCAAUACUUUCACCAAACACUACUAUAACAGUACAAUACAUUCAGUUAACAACCAACUACAUUAAACGAAAUAAAAAAAAGGGUUAUUCCUACAAUCUUCUCUUGCACAAGAUAACAUUUCAACACAAGUACACCACAUUCCAAUCACUAGUUCACUACCCUCUCAACUCCCCCUAACCACCCUAUUUUUUGCUAAUCAAAAUUCAAAACUUACCAAAUCCCACCAUUUCAAAAGAACUUUGGAGUAAAAAAUACUCCAUAAUCCAUACAAUCAAUAAGAACUUACAAUACCAUAAUUUAGUAACAUUAUCUUAUCUCCUCCAUCCAAAACCAAAAAAAAAAAAAAAAAUUAUUCUCAAACUUCAAGAAAGGUGAAGAGAAAAAGGAGGGAGCAAUAACAAGAAGGGACAGGGUAGUCCUUUUACCGCGGGAUUCCCAACGACUUUCUUUUCUCCCCAUUAACAAUAACAAAAACAAAAACAUCUCUCUUCUUCUUUGCAAUUUGCAAUUGUGCAUUUUUGCUUCACUUCACUUCGCCACUCCCAACUUUUUCCCGUGUUUUGAUGCAUAAAACUCCUUACUAAAAGACAACUCAUUUACAUAAAAGAGAAUCCCAAUCCCAAAUUCUGUGCCACUUUUUACCUUUGAUUUCUCCGCUUUUUUUCUCUCUCUUCUAUCAUACUACUAUUAGUUCAGUAUUCUCACCAACAAAAUUAAAAUAAACUUCCAUUUUACAUUUAUGCUGAGAUUUUUUGGUACUAAUUUCAUCAUACCCAGGUGAAGUGAAGGAGUUUACCAGGUCCUCUGUUGCUGCUGACAUCUCCCUGUGGUUCUCGUGGUUUAUUUUCUGACAGGCUAAUCUAUGAUAUUUCAUAAUCCAGAGGCCCAAUAAAUUUCUGACAAUACUUUCAAUUUAAGCACAUAAAGGGAAUACAAUGAGGAGACGAAGUCUUCAUCGGUCCUUACAUCCUUUCGAUGACCAUGCCUUUGAGGUCUUCUAUCAAGGUUUGUGGAAAACUGUGGAUCGCUUAAGAAUCAGCUGUGGGACAAUAACCUUUAGCUUCUUGGACCUCGGAUAUUUAUUCGAGGAAAAGAGUUUCCUCUCUACCCUAAGGUUGCGGCCAAGACGAGCAACUAUGACGGACUGCACCUGUGUACUAAGACCCGGUGCUGAUGUUUCUGUGUUUUCCGCAUCUGAUAAUUCAGACGAAUCAUCUGAAGACUCCCCCUCAGGAUGGUUUGAUGCUAGAAUAACUUCCAUCGAGAGGACACCACAUGAAUCUGAAUGCAACUGCAAGUUUUACAUCAAAUUCUACUACAUCAACGACGAUACUGGAACAGACAGAAGAAAACUAAGCAAGGAAGUCGAAACUAUUGGGAUUAGUGAAAUAUCUAUCUUUCAAGUUCUAGAGCAAAAGCCUUCUGAAAAUACACACUAUAGGUGGCACCUUGCAGAAGAUUGCACAUCAUUGUCAAGGACUAAAUUAUUUCUAUCAAAGUUUGCUUCUGAUGUUACUUGGCUGCUCGUUGCGUCAGUUCAGAAGCAGACUGUGUUUGAUGUAAGAUCAAUAGAAAAGAAGCUAGUCUAUCAAAUAUUGGACACAAACUUCAGCCCUUACUCAAGUUCUGUCCAGCUAAGUGGUGUAAAUUUCAGGAUAGAUGGUGAAACUACAAUCUCAACUGUUUUUCCAUUUGUUCCGGUGGCCAAAGAUGAGGCGCCACCUGUGCAAGAGGUGACGGAGGAAGAGGACCCACUUGAAAGAUACGAGCUUACAGAAUUAAGGCGAUCAAAACGUAGGAAUGUACAGCCUGAGCGAUACUUGGGUGAGAUCGGCCUCGAGGCAACUGAUACUACGGCACUCAGAAUAGGGUACAAGUUUUGGAAUCCGGAUGAUUUAGCCAUUGUGCUUGUAAAUGAAGACGAUGCAAAUGUUUCUGUUCUAGAAGAUCCUCAACAGAAUGUUCCACAGACUAUUGAGGAAUAUUCUGAGGAAAGUACUCGUCUUAUUUCAAAGAUUGGAGUCGAGGCAAAAGAAGAGAAUCUCAUUAUGAAUUUUCGAAGUGAGGAAAUGAGUAAGGAUGGAGAUGCCCAACAGAGGAAGAGGAAAUAUGUCAAAAGAGAGAAAGAGAGUAAGGGAAAAAAUGUUGAAAAAGAGAAACAAGAUAAGUAUGACCACCUUGCUAUUGUUCCUUUGCUAGAUGAAAGCAAUCAGAUGCCUCGGGAACAAAGUCAUCUCCUUAACGAGAUCCGUCAAAAUCCUCUCGAUAUAGAUGAUGAUAAUGUCCCCUUGAAGUUCUACAAGAGAAGAUUUAGAGAGCGCAGGACGACAACAACAACAUCAACAACAGCACGCAUGAAAAAAAUCUCAGAGUUGGAUGAUUAUUAUGAUAACGGACCAGUAUAUGGUAGAAAGAACUCGACAUAUAAACAAUGUCAAAAGAAUAAGCAUCGCCCUAUAUCUUCUUCUUCUAGGAGUGAUAAGUACUCUGAUGAUCCAUCAAGAAAGAAGAAAACAUUAGAUAUAUCUGUUUACAAGGACCUUAUAUCAACUUACAUGAAGAACAUACAGUUGACAAUAGAGAAUAAAUUGCCAAUCUCUACUGAUGCAUGGAAGAACCUUCAAGGAGCAUCGGCUAUGUAUGAAAAGAAGGCUGCUGCUGAUGCAGCUCCAGCUCCCGAGGAGGAGGAAGAAGAGUCGGAGACUGAAAUGUUGUUUAGAGAAUUGGAACUUUGUUUAGCUUCAGCAUAUUAUGAGGAGGAUACAAAGGCUGCAGAUUCUGAUGAACCAGUGGAGAAGUUCUUCAAAAAUGAUGGAUCUUGUCAGCACGUGUACACCAUAGAUGAUGAGAUCGGUAUUCUAUGUCGAUUAUGUGGAUAUGUAAUCACUGAAAUUAGAGAUGUCUCCCCCCCAUUUAUGCGGCAAUCAGGAUAUACAGCAAAACAUGACAGAAGUGAUAAGAUAGAAAAGGAUGAUACAGAGCAUAAGCUGCUGGAUGAGGCAUGCGCUGAUCUUGUCUAUAACCCCGCUUCCUAUGACACUCUUGUGUCUGAAUCAAAUGACAAUGUCUGGGGUCUAAUUCCAAAUAUAAAGAAAAAGUUACAUGAUCAUCAAAAGAAAGCAUUCGAGUUUCUCUGGAGAAAUCUUGCAGGGUCUUUGAUACCUUCAGAAAUGGAACCAUCAAGCAAGAAAGUGGGUGGUUGUGUAAUUUCUCAUACUCCUGGUGCUGGGAAAACUUUUCUUAUCAUUGCAUUCCUCGUAAGUUACUUGAAGCUAUUCCCGGGAAAGAGGCCUUUAGUCCUUGCACCGAAAACAACACUUUAUACAUGGUAUAAGGAAAUCAUAAAGUGGGAAUUUCCGGUUCCAGUGUAUCAAAUACAUGGGCGAAGAACCUAUAGGGAUAGAAUCUACAUGCAGAAAGUUGGAACUUGCUCGUCAACUGUUGUUCCAAAUGGAGAUAUCAUGCAUGUUCUUGAUUGCUUGGAGAAAAUUCAGAAAUGGCAUGCUCACCCUAGUGUUCUUCUUAUGGGUUACACCUCCUUUUUAUCACUGAUGCGAGAAGACUCAAAGUAUGCGCAUCGUAGGUACAUGGGUCAAAUUCUGAGGGAAAGCCCAGGGAUUUUGAUACUUGAUGAAGGGCACAACCCAAGAAGUACAAAGUCAAGAUUAAGGAAAGCAUUGAUGAGAGUUGACACGGAAUUCAGAAUUUUGCUCUCAGGAACUUUGUUUCAGAACAACUUUGGUGAGUAUUUCAACACACUUUGCUUGGCAAGGCCAAGAUUUGUGAAUGAGGUACUUCGGGUGCUGGACCCGAAGUACAAGAAGAAAAUAAAGGGGCAGAAUAAAACGCGAACUUCCAUAGAAAACCGAGCAAGGAAGGUGUUCAUGGAUAUCAUUGCAAAGAAGAUAAACUCAAACGAGACAGAAGAGAGAGACGAUGGGCUAAACAUGUUGAAGAACAUGACGAAUAAAUUUAUCGAUGUAUAUGAAGGUGGGAGCUCAGAGAACCUGCCCGGCCUUCAAAGUUAUACUUUAAUGAUGAAGCCAACUCCUUUGCAGCACGAAAUUCUUGUGAGACUUCACAAACACAUGAAUGUGGCUCGAGGUUUUCCUUUAGAGCUCGAGCUCAUGAUUACCCUUGGAUCCAUCCAUCCAUGGUUGAUAAAAUCUGCAGUUUGUGCAAACAAGUUCCUUAGCUUGGAGGAGCUCCAGAGCCUUGACGAGUUUAGGCUGGACCCCACAAAAGGUUCAAAGGUGAAAUUCGUCCUAGGACUUGUUCAACGGUCUAUAAUAAGAAGAGAGAAGGUUUUGAUCUUUUGCCACAACAUAGCGCCAAUAAACCUCUUCCUCGAGCUUUUCGAGAGGAUAUAUGGGUGGAGGAAAGGUCAUGAAGUUCUCGUCCUUCAAGGGGAUCUCGAGCUCUUUGAAAGAGGUCGGGUAAUGGAUAAAUUUGAGGAACGUGGUGGGCCGUCAAAGGUUUUACUUGCUUCUAUCAAUGCUUGUGCUGAAGGUAUUACUUUGACAGCUGCCUCGAGGGUGGUCUUGUUAGACUCUGAAUGGAACCCCUCAAAGCAAAAACAGGCCAUUGCUCGGGCUUUCAGGCCCGGUCAAGAAAAGAUAGUGUAUGUUUAUCAACUCUUGGUUAACGGCACAUUGGAGGAAGAUAAGCAUGGUAGAACAACAUGGAAAGAAUGGGUUUCUUGUAUGAUAUUCAGUGAAGAACAUGUGGAUGAUCCUUCAAAAUGGCAAGCCGAGAAGAUCGAAGAUGCUUUGUUGAGAGAGAUUGUUGAGGAAGAUCAUGCUAAGUCUUUCCAUAUGAUCAUGAAGAAUGAAAAGGCUUCUUAUGAGAACCCUUUGAAGGUGAUCCAUGAAUAAUAAAAACCACCAAUAUCCUCCAGAAAUUGUAAAAUAGUUGUUGAAGAAAAUCUGAAGGGUGAUCAGCAGGAAUGUAAAAGAUGAUUUUUAUGUUAUGACUAACUAGUUUAGUUUCUGCAGUCUGUGGAUGGUGAUAAUGUUGUCUGAUAAUAUAGUAUGCAGUUCAUACUUCAUAGUAUGAUGAAACUGAUGCUUAACAUGUAGUACUGAUGUACUCUCUCCAUUCUUAAAUAAGAGGCUUUCUAAGCUCGUUGUGUAUGAAUUAAGGAGACUGGAGAAGUAAGCUAAGUAUUUAGGUUGUGUUCUUUUCACCUGAUAAACUAUGUGAAUUUAUUGGCUCUUGGUAGCUCUUAUGCGAA
Beta vulgaris subsp. vulgaris (sugar beet) is the source of this 5247-nucleotide messenger RNA. Its product is annotated as SNF2 domain-containing protein CLASSY 1. NCBI's taxonomy places the organism in Eukaryota, Viridiplantae, Streptophyta, Magnoliopsida, Caryophyllales, Amaranthaceae. Gene Ontology annotation, molecular function: ATP binding; ATP-dependent chromatin remodeler activity. The record is from RefSeq and is a predicted model, not a curated record. The transcript is spliced from 8 exons. The coding region runs from base 950 to 4888 and encodes 1312 amino acids. Gene Ontology annotation, biological process: gene silencing by siRNA-directed DNA methylation.